This is a messenger RNA of Rhagoletis zephyria (snowberry fruit fly), 1626 nucleotides long. RefSeq names its product abscission/NoCut checkpoint regulator. Gene Ontology annotation, molecular function: metal ion binding; phosphatidylinositol-3-phosphate binding. Gene Ontology annotation, cellular component: centrosome; midbody; cleavage furrow. NCBI's taxonomy places the organism in Eukaryota, Metazoa, Arthropoda, Insecta, Diptera, Tephritidae. The record is from RefSeq and is a predicted model, not a curated record. Gene Ontology annotation, biological process: mitotic cytokinesis checkpoint signaling; abscission.
AUUUAACAGUUUUAUCGCAAUAGACACUCUUUUAAACAUUUUUUCACAGAGCUUAAAUUUUCACACAGCCUUUACAAAUUACAUUUCCGCGCGAACUGACGCUUACAUCCGUUUUGUGAGAAAGGAAAUGUCAAUCGUGCCACUGACAUACAGGUGUCGCCUCAAGCGGCUUUAGUAAAUAACAGCUGACUGCUGAUAAACAGUGAAUAAUCCAUUUUUUUCAUAGAUAAUUAAAAUUCGUAGCAAUCGAAUAACUUUUUAUAAAUAAGUGCAAAAUAGUUGCUACACACAAACAUAUAUAUUUAUGUUUUAGUUUUCAAAAAUGUCCUGCUUUGGUUGCGGUAAACGGUAUGGACUCUUCACUAAAGAGCACGGUUGUCCUAAUUGUGGCUACUCUUAUUGCUUAAAAUGCCUGAAACGACCAAUGCCAGUACCGCGACACGGUGGCAAAGUAUUGAACGUUUGUCUAAUAUGCUAUGACAAACUCUCAAAACUGCAACCAACUGAAAAGGUCGUUGACAUCGAUGCCUUGCCUGGUGUGCUCGUGACAAAGUCCACCGCGAAAAGGAGUACCGAUCCUCUAGUAGUGGCAGCUGCAGCUUUGCUAGAAGAUGAUCCGCCACCUGAUUUAGGUGAAGUGCUGGCACCGAUUGCAAGCUCCACAUCGGCGGCUUCGGUUACACAUUCCAAUACAGUGGAUGCCUAUAUCGAUGGCAACCUUGAUAAUGUGAUUUCAAAACGAUUGAAAGACCUGAAAACAAUUGAAAAUUCUGGAACAGAUGAUGAGAUACGCGCACGGCUUGCGAAUUUAAAUGGCAUGCCCCACAAAGAUUACUCCAAAAAAGACUUACUUCUCUCUACAGACGAACGUACGAAUCAACAAAAAAUGCACGACCUGUUAGAGCAAUUUAUGGGUGAAACACAAAUUGAUAGGAAGGUAGAAAAUGAACGCGAUGACGCCAUAUCAGAUAUUGAACGCCGGUUGAGAGCAUUAAGGGAACACCCGGUGGAUGAUGCGUUGAGAUCCAAUCUAGGACCGGGUCAAAAAGGCAACUCACCAGACACAAAUACGCCUAGUGAUAAUGAAGAUGAUGAAACGGUUUUGAAAGCUGUUAUGGAAAAGGUAUUAAGUAUAAAUAGUAUGGGAUCGCUUGAUAUAUUUUGACUGAACUUGCCUUUUAGUAUUUAACGGGCGCGCGUUUGCAGCACCGCCACAGAUUUAGAAACUGAACUGGCUGCUAGUGUACCGCCACCACCAGAUGGAACACGUCCUAGCGAUUUCGAAGAGUUGCCAUGGUGCAAUAUCUGCAACGAAGAUGCAGCAUACCGUUGCAAAGGCUGCGAUGGGGAACUAUUUUGUACACAAUGUUUUCGCGAGUGUCACGACGACGACGAAGAGUAUCGCACACACGAAAAAAUGGCAUACUCAGCCCCGCCAAAAUUUAAAGAAAAUCAUUUUUAGGAAAAUCCGGCGCAAUGCAACAGUAACUCAACCAAAUCACGUGAAUAUCUAUAUAUUCGUACUUUACUUUGAUACAACAUACAUAUAUUUAGAUGAACUCUUUAACAUUAGCAAAAUAAUGAGGAAUACAAAAUAAGAAGUAUUAUAAACUUUUAAACAACGAA